This is a messenger RNA of Sesamum indicum (sesame), 1363 nucleotides long. Its product is annotated as Optic atrophy 3 protein (OPA3). Gene Ontology annotation, biological process: regulation of lipid metabolic process. Gene Ontology annotation, cellular component: mitochondrion. Lineage: Eukaryota; Viridiplantae; Streptophyta; Magnoliopsida; Lamiales; Pedaliaceae. The record is from RefSeq and is a predicted model, not a curated record.
GAUUCAUAUAAUCGCCAUAAUCGAACGAGUUUUACCAAAAAGAACAAUUCAAGCUUCAACGAGUUUCAUUCCUCCAGCCCAAUAACAUUGCCUUUUGCCUUCCUCUUCAAGAAAGUCGCACGCAACCCCUCCCUUUGAACCUGUCAACUCCUUAUUUCUUCCUUGACAAACUUCCACACCACGGACACACACACACAUAUAUAUAUAUAUAUAUAUAUACACUUAAGAUCAGAGGUUAUUUUUUCCUCAAGAAUUAGAUUUCGGAACCAAUCAAGAAAGAGAAAAAGAGAGAUCAGUAAUGGUCCUUCCUCUAUUGAAGCUCGGAACGCUUGCCCUAAAAACUCUGAGCAAACCGAUUGCCGCGAGGCUCAAGAAAGAGGCUGGACUCCACCCCAAGUUCAGAAAUAUCAUCGUCAGCGUGGCUCAGGCCAAUCACCGGAUCACAACAACGAUGCAACGGCGUAUAUAUGGUCAUGCGACUGAUGUUGAAAUUCGACCUUUGAAUGAAGAGAAAGCUGUUCAAGCUGCAGUGGAUCUCAUGGGGGAAGUUUUUGUGUUCUCGGUGGCAGUAGCUGCGCUGAUCUUUGAGGUGCAAAGAAGUUCUCGUUCAGAAGCAAAAAAGGAGGAACUCCGCAAACAAGAAAUGGAGGGAAUGAGGCAACGAGAUGAAGAGUUAGCGAAAGAGGUGGAGCUUCUGAAGCAAAAACUAGCAGAGAUUGAACAUAUAGCCAGGGGACGUGGGCUUGCCGGUGUCUUUAAUUUCAGACAUUCUCAUAUUGAAGAAACCAAGCCGACGCCUGCAGCUUGAUCUGAGAUGAUCUAAAAUAAUUCCUACAAGGUACAAUUUAUCCCGGUCAUUGGCUAGAAUCUCGUCCAGGCCAUUUUGAUUCGACUGUAAUUCUUUAUGUAAAGAAUAAAAAGUUAAAUCGAAAUCUUGUACUAAUUUUUCCGCAAAAAAGAAUGCGCUGGGUAGACACAAGGUACCAGUAUGGGAGAAAUCAUAAACAAUAAUUUCUCCAUGAGAUGCUGUGGUAUGGUAUGGUGAAGGGCAUCAAGAAUUGACAUAUCGAAUAUGGGUAGUUGCAGAUGAUGUUAGUGGAUUGAGCCCUUUAUGCGUUUCUUGCCUUUUUUUCCCUCGUUCACAAAAAUUUAGCUCAUUGUUAAUUGAUGGAUGCUGUUGCUUGUUCGUAGCACUUUUGGUGCCAAGGGAAUUUCAUUACAGGCAAUUUUACGAUAAACGUUUGACCAUUACCUGUUACAUCGACACAAAUCUUAUGAUCGUAGUGGUCACUUUUGCAAGAAUAACCCAGGGCUCCCCACUAGUUUCUCCACACAUCCACAGGAGGCAAAACACAAAGGAAAA